CGUAACGCGGAAUGCGGAAGUCGAUAGAACAUCCGGAUAGACUGUUCCCACAGUUUAACGCUUUAAAUCAGUUCAUCAUGAUUUAUAGAUCAUCAGGUAUCUGCGGCACAUUCUGAAGAGCUCCACCUUUGUGGGUCACGUAAACAAAACGAAUUGAGUCUGCUUUGUCGUUGUUUGAGAGGACUGCAGUGUUUUCUGUGGGGUCGAGAUGGCCGAAGUAGCAGAACAAGCCUAUUACCGGUUUGUGGUCCUGUUUUUUAACUGUAUGCUGACUUUCGGCUCUUAUUUCUGCUUUGACAUUCCCAGUGUCCUGCAGGAGCAGUUUCAGGGGAAUUUGACAUGUCCAAACGGGACGGUGAGUAACAGCACUGCUAAUGGCACAGGAGCGUGUGUGGAAGGUUUGGGAAUGACGCCACAGGAGUACAACCUGCUUUAUGCCAUCUACGCCUGGACGAAUGCUGUGGUGGUCAUCAUGGCGGGAUUCCUUAUUGAUAAGUUGGGCAACCGCUUUGGUGUUUUCCUGUUCUCCUUCCUGACUGUGUUGGGAUCGGCUAUCUUUGCAUUGGGGUCUCAUUUUAAGGGCACGACAUACCUGUUGCCCCUCAUGCUUACCGGACGACUUCUGUUUGGUUCUGGAAACGGAUCCCUGACCAUUGUCCAAAACCGUAUCACGGCGUUCUGGUUCCGUGGGAAGGAGCUGGCUCUGGCGUUUGGACUGACUCUGGCCUUCUCCCGCUUGGGCUCGGUUCUGAACUUCUUCCUGACACAGAGGUUUGAGUCUCAGUACGGUAUGCAGUGGACACUGUGGGGAGGCACGUUCCUGUGUGUUCUUGGCUUCCUGUCGGCUGUAAUGGUCAGUGUUCUGGAUAAGAUGGGCAUGAAGCAGCUGGGAUUGGAUGGAGUGAUUCAGGAGGAGUCACGCAAAGUGAGAGUUCAGGAUGUGAAGCGUCUGUCUCUCAGAUACUGGCUGCUGGUUCUUACCAUCAUGUUCUUUUAUAAUGGCAUCUUCCCCUUCAUCGCUGAUGCCAGUAAGUUUAUCCAGGAUAAAUACAGUGGGUACAGUCAGAAGGAGGCGGCGUACAUCGCAGGCGCUGUGUAUGACAGUUCACUGGUGCUGUCUGCUGCCGUCGGCAUCCUCAUCGACUAUGUGGGGCUGCGCGGUGUGUUUGCGGGGCUCUGUGCCGUGUUGACGCUGCCUGUGUUUGGUCUGCUGGCCUUCACGUUCGUCCCUCCUCUCAUAUCUACCAUCUGGCUCGGCAUCACUUACUCGUUCGCUGCUGCGAGCAUGUGGCCCUCCAUCCCGCUGGUGGUUCCUCAAGCCACACUGGGCACAGCGAUGGGACUGGCCACAUCUGUACAGAUGAUCGGCAUCGGCAUUUCUAACCUGGUGGUGGGACAGAUACUGGGAACCAAAUCCAGUGAUGUUAAGAUCCCGCUGUGGAGAUGGCAAUAG
Molecule: messenger RNA, 1453 nt
Organism: Sinocyclocheilus grahami
Lineage: Eukaryota; Metazoa; Chordata; Actinopteri; Cypriniformes; Cyprinidae
Gene: mfsd1l
Product: major facilitator superfamily domain containing 1-like
Exons: 12
Coding region: 209-1453 (414 amino acids)
Biological process (GO): transmembrane transport
Molecular function (GO): transmembrane transporter activity
Source: RefSeq, a predicted model, not a curated record